This is a messenger RNA of Penicillium daleae, 1605 nucleotides long. RefSeq lists its product as uncharacterized. NCBI's taxonomy places the organism in Eukaryota, Fungi, Ascomycota, Eurotiomycetes, Eurotiales, Aspergillaceae. The transcript has 2 exons. Bases 1 to 1605 code for a protein of 534 amino acids. The record is from RefSeq and is a predicted model, not a curated record.
AUGGAUUUGGGUGACCUGACGCGGCCGGCAAUUCUUUGCCAGUGCCUGCGGUGCUCCAGCUCGCUGGCCGUGCUGGAGAACGAAUGGGGCAAACUAUCUAACGUCUAUGCCGUUACGACGGCGUGGUUGAGUGUCAAUCUGCAACGUAUCUCGAUCGCCUCGGAGCAGAAGCACAUUCCGCAGACAUCUGAAAUGAGUCUUCUCCGUGGUCGCAUUGCUCAGGAUGUAUCCUGCAAAUUGUGUCAACAGAAAUUGGCGGUCCUCUGUGGACUAGACAAUGGCCCCAACAUUCUCUGGAAGAUGUCAAAAGUGUCAUUCAGAGACAUCGUGACGAUGCGAACCGCCGACCCCCUAUUCAAAGAUGGAGCCCUCGAUAAAUUGCUCCCCCCUCCCGAACCCCCUCGACGCUCCGCUCAAGAUAAUGCCUUGGUACCGGCGAGCGCACAAGAUCCAUACUCGUUAGAGCCAUCGGUGCACCAGCAAAUGCAACAUCAGGGCCGGAGUAUUGAUCAAAUCUCUAACUCGGUCAACCACCUACAGGAUACUAUGGCUGAUCUGAAACUUUCAUUCACAUCGCUUCGCAUCGAAUUGAACGGGCCAAGUCGGAGUAUCAGCGACCAUGGAGCGAUGGGUGGACCUGGGUUUGACAUGAUUGCGACAGUUCUAAAGGAGCUGAAGUCCAAAUCAGAUGAGAUUGAAAAGCUGAAGCUGGAAAUCGAGGCAUUGAAGCUGAAGAACCGUUUCAUGGAGGAGCGCAAACCCAGCAGCCCCGAGUAUUCAUCCCAGAUGGAUAUGAAUGGUAGGCUGGCUGAUGUACAAAGUCCCGGUCUUCUCCAGGCUGGGAGAAAGCGGACAUGGCCCGACGCAUUUCCGUCAACUGGUCCAGCACCUGCGAUCGCGGAUUCCUUUGAUGAGGAAGAUAUGGUUGAUGACCUCUCGCUCGAUAAUUUGACAACAUUCAAUGUCCGUGUGCCACCUAAACAACCGCCACGCCAAUUACCGUCCAGCCUGGCUCAGCUUCGCAUAGAGGCUAGCCAGAAUGACAUCACCCCAACCAGCACACCACCAGGAGGCAAGCCCGAACAAAACAUGUCUAAGCGCCCGCGGCUUAUGCAACAAACCAAAGAUUCUGCAUUGAAUGCCGGAAAAUCCCGCGGACGGCCGCGGAAGUCAAACGGCACCCACCCACCGGAAGAAGAUAUAGCAGCCUCGACCUCGCAGAACCCCUCGACCCAAGUGCCAUUAGCGCCUUCAAGUCCAGACCCACAGGCUACUAAGCGUCGUCGUCUCCGCCGGAGCACACGGUCUCAGUCAUUCGGGCCGACUUCCAUGCGGUUACAGGUUGAACCAGGGGAUUCAAACACAUCAGCGCAAGAACCACCAUCAACAAACGGCGCAGACGCCAAUGGCAAUGAUGAUACUCAUCAGAAUGGCGAGCCAUCAUCCGGUCCUACCAAAGGCUCCAGUAAGGAUGGGACGAAGACCUCUGAGGAGGCACGGCUUACGGAGGAGGAAAGACGCAAGGCCAAGAUCGCGGCGCGGGACGCCCUGACUCGGAGGGCUAUGGAACAAGAAGAACAGAUGGAAACGGAUGGAUCUCGUUGA